UUUUACUUUUUCCCUUUCUUUCCGUCUUCCUCGACAUUUCGCCCAAUUGUAAUAUCACCUUCUCCGACGCCGUGGUAGUUUACCUCUCUGCAAAAAUCCAGAGACCUUGUAUCGUUCAAUCAUCUUACCGUUUACAGAGUCCACAUCUCAGAGGAAAAUGGGUGAUGAAAGAAAUCUAAAGACAUGGGUCUCAGACAAAUUGAUGUCACUCUUUGGAUAUUCACAGCCUACGGUUGUCCAGUAUGUGAUCGGAUUAGCUAAGCAAGCGGCUUCACCUGCUGAGGUUGCGGCUAAGCUUGUAGAAUUUGGGUUAUCAUCAUCAACUGCAAUGCGGACAUUUGCUGAAGAGAUCCAUGCCAAAGUUCCUCAUAAAACAUCUGGUUUGAAUUUGUAUCAAAAACAGGAAAAAGAAGCAGCUAUGUUGGUGAGGAAGCAAAAGAGCUAUGCAAUUUUGGAUGAUGACAAUGACGAUGGCGAUAAUGGUGACCAUCAAGUCUCUUCAACUGUCAUUUCUUCUCAAUCUAAAAGAGUAGAUUCCCGUCAAAAGCAUUUUAGGAAGAAAACUGAAGAUCCAGAUGAUGAUGAUGAUGAGGUGACUGCAAAAGAAGAACAAGAAAGACAUGUGCGAAGACGGAUCUCUCAUGAUGAGGAUGACUUAGAGUCAGAGGAAGCCAGGUUACGUGAUCAAGAGGAGCGGGAACAGCUUGAAAGGAACAUGAGAGAAAGAGAUGCAGCAGGAACACGAAAGUUGACAGAGCCAAAGUUGACAAAGAAGGAGGAAGAGGAAGAAAUUCGGAGAUCUAAAGCUUUGGAGGAAAAUGAUAUUGAAGCUCUAAGAAAAGUCUCAAGGCAAGAAUAUUUAAAGAAGAGGGAGCAAAAGAAGCUUGAAGAGAUUAGGGAUGAUAUCGAGGAUGAGCAGUAUCUCUUUGAUGGUGUUAAGCUGACUUAUGCAGAAUAUCGUGAACUAAGAUACAAGAAACAAAUUUAUGAGCUUGCAAAGAAACAUUUUGAAGAUGUGGAUGAUAUCAGUGAGUAUAGAAUGCCUGAAGCAUAUGAUCAAGAGGGAGGUGUAAAUCAGGAGAAGAGAUUUGCUGCAGCUCUGCAGCGGUAUAGGGACCCGAAUUCUGUUGAUAAAAUGAACCCAUUUGCAGAGCAGGAGGCUUGGGAGGAGCAUCAAAUUGGGAAAGCAACCUUAAAGUUUGGUUCCAAGAAUAAGAAACAAAUAUCAGAUGAUUAUGAGUAUGUCUUUGAGGAUCAAAUUGAAUUCAUCAAGGCAACUGUGAUGGAUGGGGAUAAGUUUGAUCAUGACCUUCCGUCCGAGCUGCUUGAUAACUCUCAGGAGAAGUCAGCAUUACAGAAGCUCCAGGAUGAGAGAAAAACUCUACCUAUCUACCCAUAUAGGGAGGAGCUGCUCCAGGCGGUUCAUGAUCAUCAGGUUCUUGUGAUUGUUGGGGAGACUGGUUCUGGAAAAACUACUCAGAUUCCUCAGUAUCUUCAUGAAGCUGGGUACACAAAACGUGGCAAGGUAGGAUGUACUCAGCCGCGUCGAGUUGCAGCAAUGAGUGUUGCUGCUCGAGUUUCACAGGAGAUGGGUGUUAAGCUUGGUCAUGAGGUUGGCUACUCCAUUCGUUUUGAGGAUUGCACCUCAGAAAAGACUGUUCUGAAGUACAUGACUGAUGGAAUGUUAUUACGAGAAUUCCUUGGUGAACCUGAUUUAGCUAGCUACAGUGUGGUGAUGGUGGAUGAGGCUCAUGAAAGAACACUGUCAACAGAUAUUUUAUUUGGUCUAGUUAAGGACAUUGCUCGGUUUCGUAGUGAUCUGAAGCUGCUUAUUUCUAGUGCUACUCUGGAUGCUGAGAAGUUCAGUGAUUACUUUGACAAAGCCCCAAUCUUUAAAAUACCAGGAAGGCGGUACCCUGUUGAUAUACACUACACAAAAGCACCAGAAGCUGAUUAUUUGGAUGCUGCAAUUGUUACUGUUCUUCAAAUUCAUGUGACCCAGUCACCAGGUGAUAUUCUAGUGUUCUUUACAGGACAAGAAGAAAUUGAGGCAGCAGAAGAGAUCCUAAAACAUAGGACUCGGGGCCUGGGAACAAAAAUUGCUGAACUCAUAAUAUGCCCAAUAUAUGCUAACCUUCCAACUGAACUGCAAGCUAAAAUUUUUGAACCCACUCCUGAAGGGGCUCGUAAGGUCGUCUUGGCAACAAACAUAGCAGAGACAUCAUUGACAAUUGAUGGGAUCAAGUAUGUCAUUGAUCCUGGAUUCUGUAAGAUGAAGUCUUAUAACCCACGAACCGGCAUGGAGUCACUGCUAAUCACUCCCAUCUCAAAAGCAUCGGCAAAUCAGAGGGCUGGUCGAUCAGGACGAACUGGUCCUGGAAAUUGUUUCCGCUUGUAUACUGCCUACAAUUAUUUCCAUGAUUUGGAGGAAAAUACUGUUCCAGAGAUUCAAAGGACUAAUCUUGCAAAUGUUGUGCUUACUCUUAAGAGCCUAGGUAUUCAUGAUUUGCUGAAUUUUGACUUUAUGGACCCACCACCUUCUGAAGCUUUACUCAAGGCCUUAGAGCUGCUCUAUGCACUUAAUGCACUAAAUAACUUGGGGGAGCUGACCAAAGCGGGGAGAAGGAUGGCAGAAUUCCCUCUUGAUCCCAUGCUUUCCAAAAUGAUAGUUGCUUCGGACAAGUAUAAAUGUUCUGAAGAGAUCAUUUCCAUUGCUGCUAUGCUGUCAGUUGGGAAUUCUAUAUUUUACCGUCCAAAGGACAAACAAGUUCAUGCUGACAAUGCGAGGAUGAAUUUUCACACCGGGAAUGUUGGUGACCAUAUUGCAUUACUUAAGGUAUACAGUUCUUGGAAAGAAACAAACUACUCAACACAGUGGUGCUAUGAAAAUUAUAUUCAGGUUAGGAGUAUGAAACGUGCCAGAGAUAUUAGGGAUCAAUUAGAGGGUCUGUUAGAGAGGGUUGAAAUUGAACUGAUGUCCAAUCCAAAUGAUUUAGAAGCAAUAAAGAAGGCCAUAACUUCAGGUUUCUUCCACCAUUCUGCAAGGCUGCAAAAGAAUGGAUCCUACCGAACUGUCAAAAAUCCCCAAACAGUUCAUAUACAUCCAAGUUCUGGCCUUGCACAGGUGCUGCCUAGGUGGGUUGUUUACCAUGAACUGGUGCUCACAACCAAGGAAUACAUGCGCCAGGUUACAGAAUUAAAACCUGAGUGGUUGGUGGAAAUUGCACCACACUAUUACCAGCUGAAGGAUGUGGAAGAUCCUGGAUCAAAGAAAAUGCCGCGCGGUCAAGGACGUUCGGUAAAGGACUAACAACCAGGCAUUUUAGGGAUUGAGAUGGUGAAAAGAGAAAGAGAUCCUGUAGAUAUAUAUUUUUUUGUACGAGUAGUUUACCAAAUACAGUUUGUAGAGGAUGGAGAUCAAACAUUUUUCUCUGCAGACGGCCAAAAAUCGGUUGUCAUGAUUCCUUAGUACCAAUUUUGUAAUUGUAGAUUUAUCCCAAUGUGUAUAUAGCCAAGUUGUUGUAAUUUGAUCAUUUUUUGAGUUUCUUGGUAUUUUUCGUUUGUAUGGAUUGUCUUGGUUCUCUUGGGAUUAAUGUGCUUUAACUUUUAACAAAGUCACUAGGUUGUGGUUUGCUUCGCUGUGUUUUAGCUUUGUUAGUAGGUGCAGCUGGAAGGCUGUCGAGAACCAUCUGAAGAGACACCAGUUUGAUUCAAUACUCGUUCAUGUUUUGUUUUUGGCCCUUUAUUUAUUCAUUUUAGUUUUCUGGGUUUCAAACACU
Molecule: messenger RNA, 3779 nt
Organism: Nelumbo nucifera (sacred lotus)
Lineage: Eukaryota; Viridiplantae; Streptophyta; Magnoliopsida; Proteales; Nelumbonaceae
Product: pre-mRNA-splicing factor ATP-dependent RNA helicase DEAH1-like
Cellular component (GO): catalytic step 2 spliceosome; intracellular anatomical structure
Molecular function (GO): ATP binding; helicase activity; RNA binding
Source: RefSeq, a predicted model, not a curated record